AUGGCCUCAUUGAUGCAGAAGCACUGUUCAGAACUUGAGCUGCGAAGUGUAGCAGGCAGUGAGAUCAUGGGAAACAACAAUGUCACUGGACAACAAGUGUCAGAAGAGACCGUUAACAGAGUUGACAAAACCAUUGAACCUCCACAUGGUUCACCUGCACUCAACAGCACGAACAAUAAUGAGAAGCAUGACACUGAGGAUGUCAACUUGUCAAAGUCCUCAAAGGACCCCAUCACUACCAAUGCUGAAGAUAAGCAGGUGGCUUCGGAUCAAAAUAGUUCAUCAGAUAAGAUUGAAGCCUUAGAUGAGAAGACCAGGGGCUCAAUUCAGGAUAUUGCAUCAACACAAGAAGGUGAUCAGAGUAGUAACUUACUAAAAGAUGAACCAUUGAGGAAAGAAGCAACUGAAAGAACCGUAUUUUCUACUGAAACAGUUGCUCUUGUCAGCACCACAAUUGAAGAUGCAGCAAGCAACAAGUACAGCUCAAUCUCUAGUGAAAAAACCAGACAACUUAUGCAUGGGACUAGAAAUACAAGUGAAGAAAAUAUCGAAAGCAACUACAAAUCACUAUUACAGGAAAAUAUAGAAGCUUCACAAGAAGAUCAGGAAGAAAUUAGGAGUCAUGAAAAUGCAAUCAUGGUUGGUAAUCUAGUUGGUGAAGAUACAACUAAAAACUUAGAGCAAGGAUACAUUGAGAAGAAAAAAGUAGAGGUGGCAAUGCAAGGAGAAACUACAUCAUCAACAGAAUCAUUUGUCAGCACUUAUCUUGAUGCUGAAGACUCUGAGAUCAAGGAAGUUGUUAUAGAAGAUAAUCCUGAACCUCCACCAGAUGUGCAUCCAUUAAAUGGAAUAAAAAUAGAUACAUCCAAGAAUGACAAUAUACAAACACAAAUACCACAUGACAAGGAAGAAAUCAGCGAAAUUAGCAAAACUGCAACAGUAAAGAUUAUGAUUGAAAGUGAUGAGGCACUUGAGGAUGUUAAGCAUAUCCAUGGAUUGGGAGAUCAGGAUGAAGAUAGUACAGAAUGUACAUCAUGUGAUAAUCUCUACUAUGGUGAGGUUGUUGCAAAGUGUCAGCCAUCUUUAAGAAAUCCAAUUGCUAUUAAUGACCAAGAAUUGAGAAAUGAACAAAAUGUGAGGAUAGUUACCUCAAGACAGAUUUCAGGCUCUAUGAUUGCAAAAGCGGACCAUACUGGCAUAGAAACAUUACACAAGGAACAAGGAAUUGUUGAGAAAACUGUCGCAGUUUGGAAUCUAGAAGAUAAUUUUGCAGCAGAGAAGGAACCUGAGAAAUAUGAUGGUGACUUGGUCAAUAUUGCUGAGGCUACUGGAAAGGAUUUUACAGGCUUGCACUCAUCUUCAUUAGAUUGUCAUCUUAUUGUGAAUGAAGUGCUACAAAGAGAAGUCAAUGGAGUAAAUGGAAUAGUGGAAUUUGAUAAAGAGACAGUAAAGGAAAUUUUAGAAGAAGAUGAUAAGGUAAAUACUGCAGAAGAAUUAGGUCUCCAUGUUGAUGCCCAUGUAGUGGCGAAUGAGGGAGGAGACUCACCCAAUUUACCUAUGACCACACCAUCAACUCCUCUUGAACUACUAGAAGAUAUUGACAAGGCGAUAUACAUAACUAGAGAUACACAAGAAACUAUGACCAGGUCACAAGGUGACCAGUCUCAACGGAUACUGCUUGAAGAAUGUGAAGUUCUGAAACUUGAGAAUGGUGAAAUUCUUAGCAAUUGUGUGCAGUUGUUGGGAAACAGUUCGAAUGUAGGCAUAAUCUCUACUGAUGGUAUCAACCAUGUGAAAGUAGGUAUGAACAGUACAGCCUCAGAUUUUACCUUUGAAGCCAACCACAAGGAAGUCACAGGAAGCACUGCAGCCACUGGCUUUAUUGCUGAAUGCAAUCAGGCCGAAGUCACAGCAACUAUUGACAUGGUUACCGAGGAACAAUAUCCUCCUCGAACAUCAACUCCAGGGAGAGAAGUCAAUGAAGAGAUACCAUUACUUCAGGCAGCACAAAAUAUAGAUUUUUUCACUUCUACUAAACAACGUAGCCAAGUAGACGUGGAAAUACCCAUGACUGACAUUGCUGUUAUGCAACUCAAAGUUGAAGCCAAGGAAGAAUCUGAGAAGAGCCCACUGUUAAGCCCCAGGGAAACAUCAGGAGGAGACUUUAGAAUACCAAAUCAUUCUGCAAGAAACAAGAAACCAUUUCAGAGCUUACUAACAGAAGGCAAAGUUGGUAUGUGGUCUCCAUUGAAGGAAUCAGAAUCGAGCCCAAAGAGUACUGCCAUGACUAGUUCACCAAGAAGCAAUGAAAAGCAGAAGCCAAGAUCCUCUCUUUUUACUAGUUGCAUGUGUUGUGCCACUGCUACGAACUGAUGUAUGGCUCCAUGUGUGAGUUU
Messenger RNA from Panicum virgatum (switchgrass), 2396 nucleotides. RefSeq lists its product as uncharacterized. Lineage: Eukaryota; Viridiplantae; Streptophyta; Magnoliopsida; Poales; Poaceae. Bases 1 to 2373 code for a protein of 790 amino acids. The transcript is spliced from 5 exons. The record is from RefSeq and is a predicted model, not a curated record.